AUGAACAACUUCCCUCCAAACCCGGGUUACCUAAACCCACCCGAUCAAGCUCAUGGCGCACCAAAUCUUCAACAACCGAAUUUUGCUUUUCUGGAUAAUGCCAUCCGCGAAUCGCGGCAGGAUUUGGCCAUGAUGCAAAAUGAACAGCAACAGCAGCAACAGUACGCGAUGUGGAUGCAGCAACAGGCCGCGUACCAAGGAGGUCAAGUCCAGAAUCAUCAGGGUCAACCCCAUCAUCAGUACCAGCAGCACGGUCAGAUGAUGCAGAAUGACCAGAUGAAUCAGAACGCUCAAAUGCAUCAACCAAACGUUCAGCAGCGCGCACCUGAUGGAACUCGUCCUUUAGGUCACUACGGCGCACUGGAAAUGUACAAUAAUCAGGCUCAGCAGCAGGGCCACAUGGUAGCGGCUGGCGGUGUCCCAAUGCAGAAUCACAAUCAAGCAAUGGAACAAAACGGGGCCAGGCCGCAAAUAAACCAAAGAUUGCCACCAGUCCACAUUCCCAACGGAAAUGGAAACCACCAAAUGCGAAACGCAGCAUCCGGUCACGUGGCCCAUCAACAACGGGAAAUGAUGCAUACCCGUCUGCCACCACUCAUCAACACUUAUCCGCCACUUCAGAAGGUAAGUCAUUAACCCAACUGUCAGAUUCAAUAAAACCUCAUCAAUUCCAGAACGAUAACGCUGCACACUCUCGCAACUCUUCUGUCGCAUUGCCUCUGCAGCAAAUGGAGGGUAUGCUCGAAAGACCAGAGAACGCGAAUCAUCCACCACAACAGGCAAGUCUGUACCUCUUUUUCGUGUACGUUCUCAGUUUCAGAUUCCGUUUGCACAUCAAGCUAAUCCGCACGAACACCAACGUCAGAUGGCAGGAGCGAGAGGAGCGGGGAGAGCGAGAAAUUGGAACAAUCAUAUGCCUCAACCUGCUCAUACUUCUCUGACGGCAAUGGACCACCGUGGUGUCCAUCAACGCCAACACCAUCAGCGAGAACCCGCUCAGCAAUUUCAGCAAGUUGGACAUCCUCCGACAAACUUUCCGGGAAUGAACGUUUACAACAUGGGACUUCCAUACCCUGAGCACAUGGAAUGGCAGCCGGUAAUCUAAACAAAUUUUAAAAUUAGAUAAUGAUAGAAACACAAUUUUCAGGGGAUGAACAUGCCUUAUGGACCGGGACCUCCAGUACAUGGGCCUGCCGUUCCGCCAGCCGUCACAGAGGCACCUCAAGGAUCGACCGGACGCGGGGGACGCGGCGGACGAGGAGGACGCGGAGGACGGGGAGGACGAGGAGCGGCGACCACGGUUAGUUGAAGUAUUUACAAACGAAACCGUUAUUCUGCUCUAGUCAGUGCUUUGGCUAGUUAGCUCUUUUUGAAAAUAAGGUCAUUGCCCAUUAGGAUUGAAAUGAUUUAGUAAGCAGGCAUAAACGAGAUAUUUUUCAGACACCUAGGAAACCACGGGCAAGCAAGAAAAAGACGCUGGAAGCCGAGGAAGCCGGAGGAGCAGUGGCUGAAAGCGGAGUAGAAGAGCGCAAUCAGAAUCCGUACAUGACGCAGCAUAUCAGUAUGGGAAACAUGCCGGGAACGAGUGCAGAAUACUACGGCGGAAACAUAUACUCUUCAGCUCAGACGUCUGAAUUGCAGGCGUAUCAUGCUAUCAAUUCAAUGGUGCAUCAACCAGUAACUGCCAGCGGAGCCCGACCAGUGGAAGCAAGCGGAAGCGAGGAGCGAAUUCAGAAUCAAUACAUGUUCCAGCCGACAAGUAUGCAGAAUAUGCAGGGAACGAAUGCAGCACACCACGACGAGACCGUGUACCGUUCAGACCAGACGUUUGAGCGGCAAACUUAUUCAGCCAUGAAUUCAAUGACGGAUAAACCAGUGGCAGCGAGCGGAGCCAGAGAAGUGCCAGAAAGCGGAGCCGGAGCAGAAGUAGCAAGCACAGCCGAAGAGCGCCAUCAGAAUGAGUACAUGAUGCAGCCAACAAAUAUGGGCAAUGUUCCGAGAACGAGUGCAGCACACCACAACGAGAACAUGUAUCGUUCAGACCAGACGUUUGAACGGCAAACUUAUUCUGCCAUGAGUUCAAUGACGGAUAAACCAGUGAGCGGAGCCGGAGAAAUGCCAGAAAGCGGAGCCGGAGCAGAAGCAGCAAGCGCAGUCGAAGAGCGCAAUCAGAAUCAGUACAUGAUGCAGCCAAUAAAUAUGGGCGAUGUUCCGAGAACGAGUGCAGCACACCACGACGAGAACAUGUACCAUUCAGACCAGACGUUUGAACGGCAAACUUAUUCUGCUAUGAGCUCAAUGACGGAUAAACCAGUGGCAGCAAGCGGAGCCGGAGAAGUGCCAGAAAGCGGAGCUGGAGCAGAAGCAGCAAGCGCAGUCGAAGAGCGCAAUCAGAAUCAGUACAUGAUGCAGCCAACAAAUAUGGGCGAUGUUCCGAGAACGAGUGCAGAACACCACGACGAGAACAUGUAUUCUUCAGCUCCGACGUCUGCCUUGCAAUUGUGUCCUGCUGCGAAUUCAAUGGUGCAUGAAACUCAGAGGCGUGAACGGGACGAGAUGACUAUAAAUGAGUUUAUUUGUGGAGAAGAACAAUCGCGCAACAACUUUGAAACCUGCAACGAUGAACUCAACCGGGAAUGUCAACAGAUACUGGAGAUCCAGAAACAUCAAGAAGAGCUUCUCAGUCAAAACAGUGGUCAGCAGCAACAAACAGAGGAUGAACAACGUUAUCAGGAACGUCAAGGGCAGCUACAGGAACUGGAUAUGCAUCAAGAAUGCAAACAGGAAUUUGAAAACCAACGUCAAACACUGUUGGUUGACCAAGACGCGGCGAGGCUCAGAGAGCAGGACGAAGUGCAGGCGGGGCAACAACAAAAGCGAGAAAAAGUGGUUCAAGAUGAGGAAGCGGAGAGAAAAGGCGAAGAAAACGAGCUGUUGGUGUGUGAGAAGUUUGAACGCAUACAGGUCACGACCGACGAACCACAGCGCUUGCAAGUACAGGUCCCCGAGAGUAACACAGGUGAGAAGAUAAGAAAAUGUGCAUAAAAUGUAAAAUCCUUUCUUUUCAGAAUCGGUCACUCAGUUAGUGCCGGAAGAACUCGGCUCAAAGGAACCGGGAGUCUCUCCGUGCGUGUCUUCGAAGCAAACUCCACCAGCUCAACAACAGGGUAAGUGAACAUAAAGUUUUCUACCCGAUACUCAACCGUUAUCUUUUCAGUGACUCCUCCAAACUCUGUCUUCUUGACUCCUUUUGCUUCGUCUCCUGAUGUCAACCCUGGGACAAACGUACAAGUAAGAAAUCGACCACAUUUUGCAAAACAAGCGGUUAUUUUUUCAGACGACAGAACGGAACCUUCUGAAUGACGAAGCAAGAGCGAAGCGAAACUUGUCUCAAGGGUCCACGGCUUGCACAAGCAGAAAUGAAGAACAAGACAAAGACAGCCAGAGAGCGCCGCAAUCUGACAACGAGAAACAUGAAUUGUCUAGAUUCUUCAACGCUCACUCUGAAAUUCGAACAAUUGUGAAUUCCAUUGAAAUAAGUUCAAGUUCUACGGGAAAUCAAAGCGAUGUACAAGGCAAGAUCAUUUCCAAUCCUCUUCUCAACGCUCCUCUCACGGAAAAAUCUGCCAAAGACAAUGCUGUCGUAGAAUCUGGUGGAUCUCUUCUGCAGUUCGAAUAUGAUAGAUGGAACCCAACCCCCGAAGAAGAUGCAGCAGUUGUUAAACCGGUACCAACUGUGAUUGCACAUUCAGCUAAAGACUUAAACAAUGGUGCAUGCGACGCAAUAGAAAAAAACGCCAUGGCCGGUGCAAAUGCUGAUAUUGACUCCCGCUCUCAACUGACAGUUGAAGUGACGCUUGUUUCGUCGGUGUUGGAAAAUGUCAAAUCUCCUGUUGAAGAAAUGGAAAGCAACGAAUCGGAGAUACCAAUUUCGAAUGCGCAAAAAAGCAACGUUCCGUUCGGGUGGCUUCCCAACUACAGCUCUUCAAACCUUCCUGCUGCCGCCGAUGUUCAUUCAUUCAACACGGAGUGUAUUUCGACCUUGCCACAACCGUCCCCAGUGACAACGUCUGUCAUUAUUAACAACGGAUGUUUAGCCAAUGAUCCAGAAAAUGAGUGUGAUACCAGAAACUUUUUGAUUGUCGAGCAGUCACAAGAAGAGUUCAUGAAAAUUCCAAAAGGUGAGGAAAAACAUUUCUCUCGUUGUACUCGAGCCAACGUUGACAUUUAUUUCAGUUGAGAACACGGACGAUAACACGAUGGCCACCGAUGAAGCUCUGGCUGCCGAGGAAAAUCCGGCUUCCUCCGAGCGUUCAAAUGAAACUGUCCACAACAUGGAAUUGGAAGAGGCCCCAGUUCAAUCGUACUGCGUGCCACUCAAGAGCACAGACGAGAACACAGUGGUCACAGACGGAGCUCCACCAACCGUCAAAAAUUCGUCAUCCUCAGAGCAUUCGAAUGAAACCGACCUCAACGAGGGAGUGGAAGAUGUCCCAGUUCAACCGUACUGCGUGCCACUCAAGAGCACGGAGGACAACACGGUGGUCACGGACGAAGCUCUGCCAGCUGAGAAAGUUCCGCCAUCCUGCGAGCAUUCGAAUGAAACCGACCUCAACGAGGGAGUGGAAGAUGUCCCAGUUCAACCGUACUGCGUGCCACUCAAGAGCACGGAGGACAACACGGUGGUCACCGACGAAGCUCUGCCAGCUGAGAAAAUUCCGCCAUCCUCCGAGCGUUCGAAUGAACCUGUUCCUAACGAGGGAGUGGAAGAUGUCCCAGUUCAACCGUACUGCGUGCCACUCAAGAGCACGGAGGACAACACGGUGGUCACGGACGAAGCUCUGCCAGCUGAGAAAGUUCCGCCAUCCUGCGAGCAUUCGAAUGAAACCGACCUCAACGAGGGAGUGGAAGAUGUCCCAGUUCAACCGUACUGCGUGCCACUCAAGAGCACGGAGGACAACACGGUGGUCACGGACGAAGCUCUGCCAGCUGAGAAAGUUCCGCCAUCCUGCGAGCAUUCGAAUGAAACCGACCUCAACGAGAGAGUGGAAGAUGUCUCAGUUCAACCGUACUGCGUGCCACUCAAGAGCACGGAGGACAACACGGUGGUCACGGACGAAGCUCUGCCAGCUGAGAAAGUUCCGCCAUCCUGCGAGCAUUCGAAUGAAACCGACCUCAACGAGGGAGUGGAAGAUGUCCCAGUUCAACCGUACUGCGUGCCACUCAAGAGCACGGAGGACAACACGGUGGUCACGGACGAAGCUCUGCCAGCUGAGAAAGUUCCGCCAUCCUGCGAGCAUUCGAAUGAAACCGACCUCAACGAGAGAGUGGAAGAUGUCCCAGUUCAACCGUACUGCGUGCCACUCAAGAGCACGGAGGACAACACGGUGGUCACGGACGAAGCUCUGCCAGCUGAGAAAGUUCCGCCAUCCUGCGAGCAUUCGAGUGGAACCGACCUCAACGAGGGAGUGGAAGAUGUCCCAGUUCAACCGUACUGCGUGCCACUCAAGAGCACGGAGGACAACACGGUGGUCACGGACGAAGCUCUGCCAGCUGAGAAAGUUCCGCCAUCCUGCGAGCAUUCGAAUGAAACCGACCUCAACGAGGGAGUGGAAGAUGUCCCAGUUCAACCGUACUGCGUGCCACUCAAGAGCACGGAGGACAACACGGUGGUCACGGACGAAGCUCUGCCAGCUGAGAAAGUUCCGCCAUCCUGCGAGCAUUCGAAUGAAACCGACCUCAACGAGAGAGUGGAAGAUGUCUCAGUUCAACCGUACUGCGUGCCACUCAAGAGCACGGAGGACAACACGGUGGUCACGGACGAAGCUCUGCCAGCUGAGAAAGUUCCGCCAUCCUGCGAGCAUUCGAAUGGAAACCGACCUCAACGAGGGAGUGGAAGAUGUCCCAGUUCAACCGUACUGCGUGCCACUCAAGAGCACGGAGGACAACACGGUGGUCACGGACGAAGCUCUGCCAGCUGAGAAAGUUCCGCCAUCCUGCGAGCAUUCGAAUGAAACCGACCUCAACGAGAGAGUGGAAGAUGUCUCAGUUCAACCGUACUGCGUGCCACUCAAGAGCACGGAGGACAACACGGUGGUCACGGACGAAGCUCUGCCAGCUGAGAAAGUUCCGCCAUCCUGCGAGCAUUCGAAUGAAACCGACCUCAACGAGAGAGUGGAAGAUGUCUCAGUUCAACCGUACUGCGUGCCACUCAAGAGCACGGAGGACAACACGGUGGUCACGGACGAAGCUCUGCCAGCUGAGAAAGUUCCGCCAUCCUGCGAGCAUUCGAAUGAAACCGACCUCAACGAGGGAGUGGAAGAUGUCCCAGUUCAACCGUACUGCGUGCCACUCAAGAGCACGGAGGACAACACGGUGGUCACGGACGAAGCUCUGCCAGCUGAGAAAGUUCCGCCAUCCUGCGAGCAUUCGAGUGGAACCGUCCUCAACGAGGGAGUGGAAGAUGUCCCAGUUCAACCGUACUGCGUGCUACUCAAGAGCACGGAGGACAACACGGUGGUCACGGACGAAGCUCUGCCAGCUGAGAAAGUUCCGCCAUCCUGCGAGCAUUCGAAUGAAACCGACCUCAACGAGAGAGUGGAAGAUGUCUCAGUUCAACCGUACUGCGUGCCACUCAAGAGCACGGAGGACAACACGGUGGUCACGGACGAAGCUCUGCCAGCUGAGAAAGUUCCGCCAUCCUGCGAGCAUUCGAAUGAAACCGACCUCAACGAGAGAGUGGAAGAUGUCUCAGUUCAACCGUACUGCGUGCCACUCAAGAGCACGGAGGACAACACGGUGGUCACGGACGAAGCUCUGCCAGCUGAGAAAGUUCCGCCAUCCUGCGAGCAUUCGAAUGAAACCGACCUCAACGAGAGAGUGGAAGAUGUCUCAGUUCAACCGUACUGCGUGCCACUCAAGAGCACGGAGGACAACACGGUGGUCACCGACGAAACUCUGCCAGCCGAGAAAAAUCCGUCAUCCUCCGAGCAUUCGAAUGGAACCGUCCUCAACGAGGGAAUGGAAGAUGCUCCAGUUGAACCGUACUGCGUGCCACUCAAGAGCACGGAGGACAACACGGUGGUCAACUACGGAUCACCAGCAGCCAACAAAAAUCUAUCAUUCAUCGAGCGAUCGAAUGGAACCGUCCUUAACGAGGGAAUGGAAGAUGCUCCAGUUGAAGAGUACUGCACGGUGGUCACCGACGAAUCAGAACAAUCCGAAAUAAAUGCGGCAUCCUCAGACCGUUCAAAUGGGAUCACUACAAGAGAUGUCGAACAGCCGCUCGAGGAUCUGGAAGCAUCGUGUGAUGCCAGACACUUCUUCACUCCGUUCCCUCGCUCACCGGUUGCGGAGAAUUCGGCCACACAUAAUUUGAAAAUUGUAGCACAGCCACAAGAAGAGUUGCUGCACAUUCAGAGCGUUCCACCUGUUGAGAGUGAGUUUCAAUUUUGUCGAACUGAAUUCAACGUUGAUAUUUAUUUCAGUUGAGAACACGGACAAUACGGUGGUUACAGACCAAACAGAAUCAGCCGAGGAAAAUCCGACUUCCUCCGAGCGUUCGAAUGAAACAGUCCCCAACAUGGAAUUGGAAGAGGGCCCAGUUCAAUCGUACUGCGUGCCACUUAAGAGCACGGACGAAAACACAGUGGUCACAGACGGAGCCCCACCAACCGUGGAAAAUUCGUCAUCCUCCGAGCGUUCGAAUGGAACGACUGAACCCGUUUCAGAGAAUGUUGAGCAGCCACAAGAAGAAGAGCUGCAGAAUCAGAGCAUUCCAUCCGUUGAAAGUGAGUUGCUAUUGAUCACUUGCAGCAGAAAAAAAAACAUACGAAUUUUCAAUCUAUAAAAAUGUUGAUCAUCAAAUCAAUGUUAAUGUUUAUUUCAGUUGAGAACACGGACAAAAACACGGUGGUCAUCGACGAAGCAACAAGAGAUGUCGAACAGCCGCCCAAAGAUCUGGAAGCAGAGUGUGAUGCCAGAAACGUUUUCACUCCGUUCUCUCGCUCACUGGUUGCGGAGAAUUCGGCCACACAUGAUUCAAAGAUUCUAGCGCAUACGCAAGAAGAUAUGCUUCCUAAUCAGAGCGUUCCACUCGUUGAGCGUGAGUUGUUAUUUUAAUUUUACUCAAAACAACAUUGAUAUUUAUUUCAGUUCACAACACGGACGAGAACACGGAAAUUACCGACCAAACAGCAGUAUCCGAGGAAAAACUGUCAAACGACAAUUACUUUGAAAAUGCUCCUGGGGAACCAAAUCGCGUAUUACCUCAAACUAUGCAGAGCACUCACGCGCCGGAUUCAUCGCAUCUUCAUGAAUCUCCUGACGCCAUUCCGGGAUCGCCCAAAUUGCCUAUGGCCGACAACUGUUCGCCACCUUUGGAUAUCGCACAUGAGAAACUUCAAGAAGAGGUCGUCUCGAAGGCCUCCGUAGAUCCACAAGAUGCCGAGAGACUAGAAGAUGUUGAAGAAGCAUCGGAUAGGAGUGAGGAACUCCAAAAGAUUGAGGACAAGCAAGUUGAGGAGGUUGUUCAAAAGUUAGAUGACCGAGACGAAGAAGCUCGGAACGAUGACCAAGAAGCCUCGGAAGAACCAAAAGAAAUCCGUUACGGACAACGAAAAGAAGACGAUGUUCGUUCUGCAGUCUUCACGAGAGAAGAAGACGGCUCUAAUGAUGCCAAGCUCCGGGAAGAAGAAAACGACCAAGAUGAAGAGCGCAGUGGUGGCAAAGAAGACAAGCCGAACGAGACCCGUGGAGAAAACGAUGGAGAUCUCAGAAAAGAUGGUCAUCGACAAGUAGAUGAGAAAGAAGUAGGACUGCAAGGUCGUGAAGUCUUUGUCAAUAAUGCAGAGCUGCAGGACGAAGAAGUCGAGGAUGUGCCUGAUGCCGAUGAUCUCAGCGAAGAAGAAAAACGUCGUUUGAAAGAAGUUGCUGCCAAGCUAACUAAGAAUUAUGAAGAAUCAGAUAAGAAGCGCAUCUUACGUACACUGUACAAUCGCAAGACGUUCGAGGUCCAUCUGCAGGGCGACAAUCACGAGUUGGACAUUAACUUCACGCUCCCGGUUGCUCUCUCAACGCGAUCAAUUUGUACCUUGCACAUGACGUUGAUAAAUGCGGAAGUCGAGGCUAAAAUCAAUGAAGAACAUCUUUUGCAAGAGGUGGAUGCUUUCCACACAAAAGGUGUUUUCGGAAGGAAGAACAUCUUGAUUGAAUUCGAGGAACACGUCCGUGAACCGGGCGAUCCGGAGUGGAACUCGUUAAACGCCGAACAGAAAAAUCGACGGCUGACCCUUCCGAGCGACCCUCACAUUGCCCGCGCCACCAAGAAAGAACUGGACAGCGAAGAACAGAAAAUUUUUAAACCACUCUUCAACUCUAUAUCGGAUCAUUCGAAAAUGUCAAGUGUGCGCAGAAAGGAUUCUGAUCCGGAAGCCGCAACCGUCAGACCGAAUUCAAUUAAAAGUAGUGUUCUUUUACAAAUUUAUUUUAAUUUAAACGUGUACUUCAUGUUCUCUGUUUACAGGUUUUUUCGCGGAACCUGCUGUCGAUCCCACCUCGAGAUGCGAUCUCACCCGAAUAACAAUUAUUUACGGAACGCUUGUCAGAAAUCGAAGGCCAAUGCUCUCCGGGCCGGAAUCGAGUGUGAUGCUUGAAUACGUACCCGGCAUGUACGCCUCAGAUCUUCGCAACGUCAAAAAGUUCACUGUCAGUUUUGUUACCCAAUAUUCAUAUUCGCUAAUAUCAUUGUUUUCAGUGUCUAGAUGACGUAGAACUCAACUUGUUCUCACUGCUCCUGCUCCUCCACGCAACCACUCUUCAAGGAUUCGCCUGGCGCGAACGGUUCAGAACUAUGCUCGAACUCUGCUACCAUCUCGCGGCUCGAGGAACAUUCGGAAACAUUGAGUGCAUGCCCGAAAGACUUACUGCAGUGCGCGAUUACCUCUUUCCAGCGAGGGUGGAGCCCGGUGCCACCCCAACAGAUGAGAUUAUUGAGGAAGUUAUCAAGAGACUCAAUAGGGCCCUGUCUCUUUUCAAUCGUUUCCCGUCGCUGGGUAUCUUCAAAUUUCUCUUUCGAUACAUCACGGAUAAAAUGAUCAAGUUUCCAAUGGAACGGUAUGCAGAGAUUAAUUUAAAUGAACGAGCACUCACGAUAUCCGCUUUGGAUGAAUUCUUCAAUCCGUCAAACUCAUCUGAUUGGACCGAUAUAUACUGUCACAAGUGGAGACCAAAUGUUUACAAGCUCGAUUCGGUUACGGAGAAUGUGUUGGCCGCGGUGAAAUUGGUUCUGAAGACCAACGGUGCCAAUACGAGAAUAAGGGAUGCGAAGAGAAAGGAGAUAGAGGCUAAGAAGAAAGCGAGACAAGAAAAACCGAAGAGAAAGAGAGCUUCUCGAAAGCGUGCUGCUAGAUCAGAAAGCGACGGUACCGUGUCUAAUGAUGCUGAGAAGAACGACGUGAUUGUUCCGAAACGUUCAAGAACAACUGAAGCGAUGCAGCCUACCGAGCCAACGCCAAGAGAUGCGCCUGAGUCCAAUGAUUCCUCAGCCGAGGCACCGAGCACCAGUGCCCUCUCGGAGAUAUCACUCAGAAGUCGCACUAGGACCAGGAAGCGCCCUUGCUAUAGGCCAAUCGACGACGAUGAAUCACCUCCACCACAAAAGAGGCGAAGAGGUCCACGAAAGAAGAAGGAGGUUGAGAAGGUUGUGGAUACAGCUGAUGAGGAUGUCGUGGAGGUUGACGAUGAAUCGCCUCCACCACAAAAGAAGCGAAGAGGUCCACGAAAGAAGAAGGAGGUUGAAAAGGUUGUGGAUACAGCUGAUGAGGAUGUCGUGGAGGUUGACGAUGAAUCGCCUCCACCACAAAAGAAGCGAAGAGGUCCACGAAAGAAGAAGGAGGUUGAAAAGGUUGUGGAUACAGCUGAUGAGGAUGUCGUGGAGGUUGACGAUGAAUCACCUCCACCACAAAAGAAGCGAAGAGGUCCACGAAAGAAGAAGGAGGUUGAGAAGGUUGUGGAGACAGUUGAUGAGGAUGUCGUGGAGGUUGUCGAAGAGAAUACCGCUCCUAUCGUUGUUGAGGUGGCUACCGCUCCUCCCGUUGAUGUGAAUACGGCUCCUAUCGUUGUUGAGGUGGCUACCGCUCCUCCCGUUGAUGUGAAUACGGCUCCUAUCGUUGUUGAGGUGGCUACCGCUCCUCCCGUUGAUGUGAAUACGGCUCCUAUCGUUGUUGAGGCGGCUACCGCUCCUCCGGUUGAUGUGAAUACCGCUCCUAUCGUUGUUGAGGCGGAUACCGCUCCUCCGGUUGAUGUGAAUACCGCUCCUAUCGUUGUUGAGGCGGCUACCGCUCCUCCGGUUGAUGUGAAUACCGCUCCUAUCGUUGUUGAGGCGGCUACCGCUCCUCCCGUUGAUGUGAAUACCGCUCCUAUCGUUGUUGAGGCGGCUACCGCUCCUCCCGUUGAUGUGAAUACCGCUCCUAUCGUUGUUGAGGCGGCUACCGCUCCUCCCGCUGAUGUGAAUACCGCUCCUAUCGUUGUUCAAGCUACUGCUCCUGUCGCUGAUGAAGUGAGUUAACUCCCAGUGUGUCAAACAUACAACUUCUAAGUAUCUGCAGAGUGUCCCUGUUAUAACGCGCAGAGGCAGAGGCCGACCUCCUGGCUCCCGUUCAAAGAAGUCACCGCUCGAGUUCGUACCACGCAGAUCCCUUCGAACAAAAUAACAACCUAAGUACAAUGUGAAUGCCAAAAUCCCUGUUGCUGCUGCUGAUGCUGAGAAUGUCAAUAACGUCGUUGCUGCCGACGUCACCGGAACGCCAAUGGACUGCAAUGCUGCAGCAGGAUCAUCUUUUGUCUCGGCCUAACUUCAGUAAUAUCAGCAGGUAAUUCCUCAACCUCAAUUUACAAAUAUACUAGUGUCUACUUUACAGAUUUCUACACAUAA
Molecule: messenger RNA, 11932 nt
Organism: Caenorhabditis sp. 36 PRJEB53466
Lineage: Eukaryota; Metazoa; Nematoda; Chromadorea; Rhabditida; Rhabditidae
Source: the annotation of a GenBank genome assembly